Messenger RNA from Oncorhynchus masou masou (cherry salmon), 1125 nucleotides. RefSeq names its product B-cell receptor CD22-like. Gene Ontology annotation, biological process: cell-cell adhesion. The record is from RefSeq and is a predicted model, not a curated record. The transcript has 7 exons. Gene Ontology annotation, cellular component: membrane. NCBI's taxonomy places the organism in Eukaryota, Metazoa, Chordata, Actinopteri, Salmoniformes, Salmonidae. The coding region runs from base 1 to 1125 and encodes 374 amino acids.
AUGGAACAAAGUCAGAAGUGUUGGAGUGUGACUUACACCCAUCAGAAGAUCUGUGCUUUGAAGGGGUCAACAGUGGACAUAUCCUGCUCUUACACAUAUCCCAGUUAUCAUGAGAUCAAACAAGCUUUCUGGUUUACUAAAUGGUCUGGUAUGGAGGCUGAAGAUCUGAGCUCAGUGCCAGGGUAUGAGGGUCAUAUAGAGUACCUUGGGGAUAAGGAGAGUGACUGUACCCUGAGAAUCACAGACCUGAGAUUGAGUGACUCUGCAGGGUUCAGGUUCAGAUUCAUAACAUCUGGAGACAAGUUUUAUGGCUCACCUGUCUCUCUGACUGUCACAGAUGUUGUGUUGGAGAUGGAUCCUACAUCUGUGUCAGAGAGGGAGAAUGUCACACUGAGAUGUAGAACCAACUGUACACUGGACCCCAACACAGCCUACAGUUGGUAUAAGAAUGGACAGUCUCUACCAAACAGCAACACCUCCUCUCCUGUCUAUAUCCUGUUCUCAGUCAGCAGUGAGGAUACAGGCAGAUACUCCUGUUCUGUAGAAGGACAUGAGGAUCUCCCCUCUGCUGAAGAGACUCUCACUGUCACAUAUGGCCCAAAGAACACCUUAGUGUCAGUCAGUCCCUCUGGUGAAAUAGUGGAGGGCAGUUCAGUGACUCUGACCUGCAGCAGUGAUGCCAACCCACCUGUGGACAAAUACACCUGGUACAAGAAGAACGUAACCUCACCAAAAGCAUCAGGACAGAGUUACAGCAUCACUAACAUCAUCUCUGAGGACAGAGGAGAAUAUUACUGUGAAGCUGAGAAUAAAUAUGGACGACUCAACUCUUCUUCUGUGUUUGUGGACGUUCAGUCAGUGUUUCCCUGGGUUCCUGUGGUGGGGGUGGGGGCUGUCCUGACUGCUGGAGCUCUGCUACUCACCAUCUACUGCACUCUGAAGAGGAGAUCCAAGGGAGGAAGUGAUGCCACAGCAGACACACAGAAUGUGACACACUCUCCCAGUGACACAGACCCUCAGAUAGAUGCUGAGCCCUCCGAUUAUGAGAACUGGAGCAAACCACCACAGAACCUGGACAGUGACACAGACCCUCAGAUAGAUGAGCCCUCCGAUUAUGAGAACUGA